Myotis daubentonii (Daubenton's bat) is the source of this 5314-nucleotide messenger RNA. It is a transcript of the gene EVX2, whose product is annotated as even-skipped homeobox 2. Gene Ontology annotation, cellular component: nucleus. Gene Ontology annotation, biological process: regulation of transcription by RNA polymerase II. Lineage: Eukaryota; Metazoa; Chordata; Mammalia; Chiroptera; Vespertilionidae. The record is from RefSeq and is a predicted model, not a curated record. Gene Ontology annotation, molecular function: DNA-binding transcription factor activity, RNA polymerase II-specific; RNA polymerase II cis-regulatory region sequence-specific DNA binding.
GGCGGCAGGGAGGAAAGGGGGGGCCUGGGUUGGGGUAUGGGUUGGUGCUGAGGCGGGGACGCAGGACCCGCGCCCGGCGCCCAGACUGCCCGGGUCUUUCGGCCUCUUCGGAAGCGCGCAGGCUGACCUCGGCGCCCCAUCCCUGUCCUCGCUCACCCCGCCUUGGCCGUGGGUCUCUCUCCCUGUGGGCUGCUGGCGGGCGGACCCGCACAGUGCAUCUGGGGUCCGGGCAGGGUGGGGUGUAAGCGCGGGAGGAGCCGUGCAAGGGCCUUGAGUAAAGAUUGAUCUUCGUAAAAAUGGUUGCCGCCGGCGUCGUUAUGACCAUCAAAGUCAUCGCCAAGAGGCUCAGCCGCCGAGCCCAGGCGGCGAGGAGCAGCAGCAAGGCUGGCCCGCGACUCUCCGCGCCGGGAGGCAGCGCGGGGAAUACCCGGGGCGGCAGGAGAAGAGCAGCCUGGCUGAAGCGAAGUGGGGGAGAGAGAGAAGUCGGCGUCCUAUUUGUUAAAUAAAAGACAUAUUUCGUUCUGAAAUUCAAAAGAUAAGUAAUCCAGACAGGAGCGCAAGGUCUUCUCCUUACGCAACUCUUCCUACAUCCUCCCCCUUGUCCACCCCUCACCCCCUCCCAAUUGUAAAUGUUCAAAAAAAAAAAAAAGCUUCCCUACGACGAUGUACUCUGGAAAAAUCAAAGCAUUAUCUAUUAUUUAACACGUAUCUGUGUCCGAGGAAAAAUGAGGAAGGCGCUGCAUGAUUAGGACCUAAGGGGCAACCCAGCAAACUGAGAGCGUAAUGAUGCCCCUAAAUGAAGGGGGAAAUGUGCCGCGGAGCGCUCUAUUAAUCAGACUGUCAAUUUCACCCCCGAGGCCAAACCCCCGGGCGAGCAGAACCGGCUCUGAACGGGCAAAGGACCGGAGCCUUCCUCCUCACUUCUUGUCUUUUCGAGCCUCCUACCUGGAUCUAUUUGUCUGCUCCGAAGCUGCCUUCAUUACCCACUGACAGGAGCGUGUAUUUAUUUGCUUAUAAACCUGUUACAAUAAAUGAUUAUUCGAACGGCGUCAUUCGUACCUUAAUGACGAGCGAGCGCUACUUUUUGAUGAAUGACAUCUUGGGCUCGGAAGGAUGUAUGGGUCAUUUUGACCAGUCAUUCCCUCGCUCUGGCAUUCCACAAUUUUUCUGCCUCCCUCCAAAAGAGAUAAUAAUAUCUAGAGGCGCUCGCUGGGGCUGAAUGAGAAUUAGCCCUAGGCGCAGCCCAUCAUUAGGACGGGACAGCCGGACCACUGUGACAUUUUUCAAAACGCUGAGAUGAUGGAAAGAAUAAGAAAAGAGAUGAUUCUGAUGGAGAGAGGGCUGCACAGCCCCACGGCCGGCAAGAGGUUCUCCAAUUUGUCCGACUCGGCUGGCAAUGCUGUACUCGAGGCCCUGGAAAAUUCGCAGCACCCGGCUCGCCUUAGCCCGCGCCUGCCGUCCGCCCCCCUGCACAGCUCUCUGGGAGACCUCCCUGCCAAGGGCAAAUUCGAAAUAGACACUUUGUUCAACCUGCAGCACCCAGGCAGCGAAAGCACCGUCUCCUCCGAAAUCGCCUCUGCCGCGGAGGGCCGCAAAAAGCCGGGCCAUUAUUCCGAGGCGGCCGCCGAGGCGGAUAUGAGCAGCGACGUGGAGGUGGGCUGCUCCGCUCUGCGCUCCCCCGGCGGCCUCGGCGCCGCGCCGCUUAAGGAAAACAAUGGCAAAGGGUACGCGGAGAGCGGAUCCGCCGGGGGCACCACGACGUCCUCGUCGGGCUCCGGCCUCGGCAGCCUGCAUGGAGGCGGCGGCGGCGGCGGCGGCGGCGGGGGCGCGGCGCUGGGCAGCUCGGGCUCCGGUGCCGAUCAGGUGCGGCGCUACCGCACGGCGUUCACCCGCGAACAGAUCGCGCGCCUGGAGAAGGAGUUCUACCGGGAGAACUACGUGUCACGGCCCCGCCGGUGCGAGCUGGCCGCUGCGCUUAACCUGCCCGAAACCACCAUCAAGGUGUGGUUCCAGAACCGACGCAUGAAGGAUAAGCGGCAGCGCCUGGCCAUGUCCUGGCCGCACCCGGCCGACCCCAGCUUCUACACCUACAUGAUGACGCACGCGGCCGCCACCGGAAGCCUGCCCUACCCCUUCCACUCGCACGUGCCGCUGCACUACUACCCGCACGUGGGCGUCACGGCGGCGGCCGCGGCCGCGGCGGCCUCGGGAGCAGCGGCCGCCGCCUCCUCGCCCUUUGCCACCUCCAUCCGCCCGCUGGACACCUUCCGCGCCCUCUCGCACCCCUACUCGCGGCCCGAGCUGCUGUGCAGCUUCCGCCACCCGGGCCUCUACCAGACGCCCGCGGCCGCCGCGGGGCUCAAUAGCGCGGCCUCGGCCGCCGCGGCUGCCGCAGCGGCGGCGGCGGCAGCCUCCUCGGCCGCGGCGGCUGGGGCGCCCCCCAGCGGCGGCUCCGCGCCCUGCUCGUGCCUCAGUUGCCACAGCAGUCAAUCUGCCGCCGCCGCCGCCGCCGCCGCCGCCGCCGCCCUGGGCUCGCGGGGGGGCGGCGGCGGCGGCGGCGGGGGCGGCGGCGGCGGCGCGGGGGCGGCGGGGGGCUCAGACUUCGGCUGCAGCGCCGCGGCGCCGCGCUCCGAGAGCGGCUUCCUGCCCUACUCAGCGGCUGUGCUGAGCAAGACGGCCGUGAGCCCGCCGGACCAGAGGGACGAGGCGCCUCUCACCAGAUAACUACGCCGCCGCCACCGGGGGCCGUGCCCAGGAGUCCCCUCCACGCCCCCCGCGCCCUCUGGGCGUCCACGUGCCCUCUGCGCGCUGCCCUCCGCUAAAGCUGCCGGCAGGGGGCGCCCCGGCGCGGGAGGCUGAAGGGAACCUGCAGGAAUUGGGGGGAAAGAACGGGCGCGAAGCCCGGCGGGCGUCCCCCCACAAAUUAUUUCUAUUUUUGUAUUUGCUCCCCAGCCGCCUCCCCUUCUCUAAGUAUAUUUUCCGCCGCCCAGGGCCUGCUUCCCGCCUCUGUCCCGAGCUCUUGGUCUCCCCGAAGACAACCCCCUCGUCCUCAAACCACCCCUCUGGGGCCUGGGGCUCGCUGCAAGCCCCGAGGUCCGGGUUCUUCGGCCGAGCCACGUGGCGGGCAGCGACGGCGAACCACAACAAAGAGAGGGGGAAUGGUGUGCGCUGGUGCUCUGUGCGGGAGGGAAAGUCACCCUCCAGGUUCCUGCGGCUGCUCUUCCCCGCUCAUCCUCGCUUUUCUGUAAACGAGGGUGAGGGUAGGUGGCAGCGUUCCUCGCAGCCUGAGCUUGUUAGGGGCCCUGUCCGAGGAGAGCGGAAGGAUGGGAGGUCCGAGGAGAGGCCGGGAGGGCAGAUGGACAGCACGGACGGCGGUGGGGGUGUGUGUUGUGAGAUGGUUUACUGCGCGGGGGCCGGGCCGGCGGGGCUGCGGCCGCCUCCCCAGGAAGGACAAAGCCGAGGUGGGAAGGGGUGGCGUCUCGCCUCCUCUCUCUCGGCCCACCGCCACUUUCUCUUUUUUUGGUUUGGGAUGGAGGCGUCUUGAAUAUUUUAUGCAAAAAGCAAUGGCUAAUGAGGUGUCCACAGCCAGGCCAGGAAAGAAAAGGGGCAUGAAGGGGAGGGCGAGAUGGACAGAUCCCUGGCGUAUUGGAAGAAGCGUUUUCAGCUCAGUUUUUCAGCUACCGGGUUCCACUUCAUCUGGGAAAUACUUGAAUCUCUCGAUGUAUGCUGUUCUCCUGCAGCAUUUCCUUAGACACUUUUCUGAGUUCGAACUCUCUCUCCCUCAUUCCUUUCGUUCUUCGCUUUCUCAUUCCUCGGGUAAAAUGGUUCUUGGCAUAUUUCUCACGCAUGUCUAUUGCGCCUUCGCCGCUGCAAAGCCGCCGCUGGGUUGUGGAGACCCGCUCUGCCAACUCCGGCUACUGGAGGGGGUUUCCUUGAACUUGAAGAAAGGCACAUCAAAACCCACCAGUGUUAACUGCCACGUCAAUUUUGAUGCUAAUAAUGUGCAGAUUAUGACGAAAAUUGCCAAUCAUGCUCUCUGAUGGACCUCCUUUGAAUGUGGAAUUGGAGAAAAGUUCCCCGCACGGAGACCUGCUGUCAAGUACUAACAACCCGCUAAGGGAAGUCAUUAGGAGAGACGGAUAAGAGACUCGGUACAUAAAACAUUGUUCUUGGUGCAUAGAAUGUAUGUUAUUUAAUGUUAUCUCUGUUACCUGAAGUGAUUUCGCAGAAGAAAGACACGUUCUUAUCAUCUCAAUUGCCAAUUUUCAUUUUGGUACCUUGGACGUCCUGGGUAGACUUUUCUCUGUUAAGUUGAUAUUCCACCAAUGUGAACAGCCUCAUUAAAUCAAGCCCAGAUAUUUCCAUAAUGCUCCCCGCAGAGCCACUUCGCCCCUCACAUAAUGAGAUUUUUCUGAAGAGUUAAAGCCCUAAAAUAACUUGCUAGUGCAUGUUUAGACCCAGUGAAGUGGGUAUGUGUAUUAAAAUGUAGGUAUGCUACCUACAUAUUUGUGUGUGUGUAUAUAUGUAUGUAUGUAUAUAUAUACAUAUAUAUCUGCUCUCUUAAACAUAUACAUAUGUAAGAGAUAUGCACACACAUUCAUAUAUACCCAUUGGCACUAUUUUCUGUGAUUUAUUUCAAAUUUGUGUUCUGACAUAUUUUUGUUAUUUUAAAGACACUGGAUUUUAAAAAUUCAUUUUCUAAAAAUAGGCUUUCAGGAGGCUUUUGAAAGAAUUCACUUUCCAGGAUAAAUUAUUUUCAUCAAGUGGAAAAUAUUUCAAGGGGAAACAACAUUUCCUCCUGAGGUCUAUUAAAAUAUUCCCAUAAAAUAUUAGAGAAUUUCCCAAUGAAAUAGCAAUGAUCUAAAGUUCAACUUUUUUCUUUUUUCUUUAAAGAGAUGAGACUACUUAUGUUAAAUAUUGAUUAUACGAGCUCUUACCGAGUUUACAUUAAAAAUAUUAAUAUAUAAUUUAAGGCUAAAUAAAAUAAACCAAAAUAUGGUACCCUUUAUCAGCUUUAACUUUGUAGAUUGUUAAAGUCCUUUCUUAUGAUCAGCUAUUAGAUGUAUAUAAGGUACUUUAGGCGGUAAUGUUUACAUUUCCCCUCCAAAUAUAUAUGCCGGUGAGAAGGAUGGUUGAAAAAAUGAACAUAAAUUCAUGUUAUGUUAGGUCCAUUGGAUCUGGUUAUUAUAUUAAAAUAAAAACUGUAAAUAAAGUCUUUGUGCUUUAAAUAUUGCUGGCUGUAUGAACUCACUGUAAGAUAUUUUACAAAUGUGCAAUAAUUAUAAAGCUUUGUAUAUUACGUUAUUUAUUGUGU